Molecule: messenger RNA, 1075 nt
Organism: Sorex araneus (European shrew)
Lineage: Eukaryota; Metazoa; Chordata; Mammalia; Eulipotyphla; Soricidae
Gene: DNAL4
Product: dynein axonemal light chain 4
Exons: 4
Coding region: 230-547 (105 amino acids)
Biological process (GO): microtubule-based process
Cellular component (GO): dynein complex
Molecular function (GO): dynein intermediate chain binding; dynein light intermediate chain binding
Source: RefSeq, a predicted model, not a curated record
GGGCCGUCCACGUCCGGUCGGGGGGGCAGGACUUCCGCGCUGGUUGCUAAGACACUCUCGCUGCGCUCCUUGACAACCCUGGCGGGGGUGCGCUAGCGGCGGCGGCGCCCGGGCCCCGGCGGGAGCAGCUCCCCUGCUGGACUCUCUGCUCCCCAGGCUGGCAGGGCGGCCCGGGGGGGCGGCGUGAUUGCCAGGGCCGGCGCCUCCCGACGCCCUAGGUGGAAGGACCAUGGGGGAAACGGAGGGGAAGAAAGAUGACGCGGAUUACAAGCGGCUGCAGACCUUCCCCCUGGUCAGGCACUCGGACAUGCCCGAGGAGAUGCGCGUGGAGACCAUGGAGCUGUGCGUCACGGCCUGCGAGAAGUUCUCCAACAACAACGAGAGCGCCGCGAAGAUGAUCAAGGAGACGAUGGACAAGAAGUUCGGCUCGUCCUGGCACGUGGUGAUCGGCGAGGGCUUCGGGUUCGAGAUCACGCACGAGGUGAAGAGCCUCCUGUACCUCUACUUCGGGGGGACACUGGCCGUGUGUGUCUGGAAAUGCUCCUGACCCCGUGGAACGCCUGGAUUUUUGGAGUCUGGGGGCUGCGGACCCACGUCCCCGUUUCCCGCACUGCACCCCAUGUGUGACUCGGUGGCCCUUCCCUGUCACCGUCCCCCGGGGCUCGGCCCUGCGGCGCUGACUCCCAGGGGACCCCGGGGCACAGAGGGGGCAGGGGGAGGGGGGAGCUGGUCUUUUCCCCACAGGCCAUCUGCUUCGGGGGUGCCUGCCCCCAGGGCCCAGGACCCCUGUCUGAUCGCCCCCUGCACUGCUGACAAGGGUCCACUCUGGUGGGUCCCAGCCAUACCCUCCAGGGACACGGUGACCUCCCCGGGAGCUCCUUCCCCGCCCUGGGCAGGGGCGCGGGCACUGCCCAUCAGGGACGCAUCGCGACUUUGUACUUCUCGUCUCCGCUGGCUUUUCUAGACCUUUUUGAGUGUGGGGAGCGGGUUUUGGUAGAGGGGCCCUGUUUUACUGUGGGCUUAUUUAUACGGACGUCUCGGUUUUUACAAUUAAAGUCACAAAAAUUGGCCUCGA